Molecule: messenger RNA, 661 nt
Organism: Drosophila yakuba
Lineage: Eukaryota; Metazoa; Arthropoda; Insecta; Diptera; Drosophilidae
Product: protein TRACHEARY ELEMENT DIFFERENTIATION-RELATED 7A
Exons: 2
Coding region: 103-609 (168 amino acids)
Source: RefSeq, a predicted model, not a curated record
AUUGAGAAUAACUUUUUAUCAGCUGAGCCAAUUCAUUUGAUUAAAACAACAAAAGACAAAGCAUUAAGUUAUCUUUACUAAAUUCGUCUGAGACUCGAUCAGAUGUCCUGUCACCGAUUUUCAGGAGGAGGACACCACCCGCCUGGAGGUCCGCCUCCCCCUCGCCAUCACCACCACCAUCGUGGCAGACAUGGUAGUGGUAGACACUGUGGACACGGACACCAGCGUUUUCCACCACCCCAUCAUUGGCCCCAUGGACCUGGAAGUCACUUUUGGGAGGAACAUGGUCCACCUCCACCACCACCACCCCAUUGUCUACCACCGGGGGGAUAUCCGCAUGCUGGUCACUAUUGGCAUGGUCAUCCUCCUCCGCCAACUCCGCCAACUCCGCCGCCUCCGGUACCAUCACCACAUCACCCGCAACCAUCAGGAUCUCCACCACGAGGGUGUCCGCAUUGUGGUUGCCCAGGAGGCGGUCCACCUCAGAGUGGAUCGCCUGGUACCGAAAGACACCCAACUCCCAACGAAACCCCAAACGACGAUCAGCAAGACAAACUGCCCACUAAUGAAAUACCUGGAAAGAACAAAUACGAAAUAAUUGAUCUUUGAAUCCAUAAUAGAUAUAAUAAUAUAGAGUAAUUGCAUUUGUAUCUGAGAAUAA